UAUUCACAUAAAAUAAUAUAAUUUUAGAUAUGGCACCAAGGCAACUCGAAGCAGGCGACCACAUCUAUUGUCAAAGAAUGAAGCUUAUAUACGAUCACCAUGGAAUAUAUGUGGGCAACGACAUGGUGAUUCAUCUCCGAGGAAAAAGAAAGAAAUUUAAGGAGUCAUCUUCAUGCAAUAAAUGUGGAUACAAGCGAUUCAUCAAUGGCGAAAUAGCCAAAGUAUGCAUUGACUGUUUCCUCGAAGGAGAAACAGUUCAAAUCUACGACUAUGGAGUUCCUUCUAUUGAUUUCUUUUUCAGACAAAACGGCACCUGCUCCUGCCUCCCGUCCAAGCCUCCCCAUGAAGUUAUCACGACUGCCAUCUAUUUUCUCGAAAAAGGGUACGACAACUACGAUAUGAUCUUUAACAAUUGCGAGGACUUCGCCGUGUAUUGCAAGACGGGAACCUCCGCCGCUGGCACCCAGGCUACAGGCCGUAUUAUAAAUGGUGUUGCUGCCGCUGCACUCGUUCCUGGUGCCGCUCCUUAUGCCGCUCCUAUUGUCGGAAUUUACUUUGUUAGAAAGGAAAUCAAGGCCAUCAAAAGACAGCGUUAACAAAACGAUUCGAACAGAGAUGAACCGAGGAAUACUGAAGUUCGAGCUGAACAUCAACUUCUGCUACUGAUUCACGAGUCUUAAAACUAUUAUAAUAACUUGAAGAAGGCAAAGCUAAUAUGUUAUAAAGAUAUAACUUAUCUUUGUAUUGGUGUAUACAAUC
Messenger RNA from Hibiscus syriacus, 759 nucleotides. RefSeq lists its product as uncharacterized. The transcript is spliced from 2 exons. The coding region runs from base 30 to 596 and encodes 188 amino acids. The record is from RefSeq and is a predicted model, not a curated record. Lineage: Eukaryota; Viridiplantae; Streptophyta; Magnoliopsida; Malvales; Malvaceae.